Messenger RNA from Sinocyclocheilus anshuiensis, 1839 nucleotides. RefSeq names its product gastrula zinc finger protein XlCGF57.1-like. Bases 190 to 1839 code for a protein of 549 amino acids. The record is from RefSeq and is a predicted model, not a curated record. Gene Ontology annotation, molecular function: RNA polymerase II cis-regulatory region sequence-specific DNA binding; DNA-binding transcription repressor activity, RNA polymerase II-specific. Gene Ontology annotation, biological process: regulation of cytokine production; negative regulation of transcription by RNA polymerase II; regulation of immune system process. NCBI's taxonomy places the organism in Eukaryota, Metazoa, Chordata, Actinopteri, Cypriniformes, Cyprinidae. The transcript has 3 exons. Gene Ontology annotation, cellular component: nucleoplasm.
CGUCACCGCGCUACAGUCUGAGCGAGGACACUCGCCAACCGCUAUUAAACAUAAAAAAAGUUACCGCUAGAGCCAUAACACAGCUUUGAGUCUUCUGAGAUCUGCUCCUCCAACCACACAGGAGUUCAUCAACAGUUCAGCUCCUCCCACAACAGUGAAUGAAAGAGUUUAUGAAAGAAAGCUAAAAACAUGACUGAUCCAGAACCCUGCGGAAUAAAACAGGAAGAUGCUGAAGAACAAAUAGACUUGAUAGAAGAGAACAAGGAGAUUGAAGAACUGAUUAAAGAGGGGGAGAACCAUCAUGUCAAAACUGAAGAAACACCCUGGAGAUCCUCAUUGAUAAGAAGAGAUAAAACAUGGCCUGAGUGUGAACAGAAAGCAGUUAAAAGCAGUAAAACAUUUUUUAGACCACAUUUCCUGAAGGACCGCCUGAAAGUUCAUACAAAGGACAAGCCUUAUGUAUGUUAUUUAUGUGGAAAGAGUUUUAGUCACAUGACUGCUUUAAAGAUACACCAGAAAAGACACAGCGGUGUGAAGGAUCAUGCUUGCUCUGAGUGUGGGAAGACUUUUUUUACAUAUGGUGCGAUGAAAGUGCACCAGACAGUUCACACUACAGAAACACCUUACAAGUGUUCACACUGUGACAAGAGAUUCAAACGGUCAGAAUAUCUGAGAAUACAUGAGAGGAUCCACACUGGAGAGAAGCCGUAUACAUGUGAUCAAUGUGGAAAGAGCUUCAGACUAAAAGAAAUGCUUAAUCAACACAUGAAUAUCCACAAUGGAGAGAAGCCGUACACAUGUGAUCAAUGUGGAAAGAAUUUCACACAAAAAGGAAACCUUAUCAAACACAUGAAAAGACACACUGAAGAGAAGCAACACACAUGUGAUCAGUGUGGGAAAACUUUUGUGCAUAAAGGAAACCUUAAAGACCACAUGAGAAUCCACACUGGAGAGAAUCUACAUACAUGUGAUCAGUGUGGGAAAACGUUUGUGUUUAAAGGAAACCUUAAAGACCACAUGAAUAUCCACACCGGAGAGAAGCCAUACACAUGUGAUCAGUGUGGGAAGAGUUUCAGACAAAAAGGAGCCCUUAAUGUACACAUGAGGAUUCACACUGGAGAGAAGCCAUACACAUGUGAUCAGUGUAGGAAGAGUUUCAGACUUAAGCAAACUCUUAACGAACACAUGAUGAUCCACACUGGAGAGAAGCCGUACACAUGUAAUCAGUGUGGGAAGAGUUUCACACAAAAACAAGCCCUUGAUGUACACAUGAGGAUCCACACUGGUGAGAAGCCAUACACAUGUGAUCAGUGUGGAAAGAGUUUCUCACAAAAAGGAGCCCUUGAUGCACACAUGAGGAUCCACACUGGAGAGAAGCCGUACACAUGUGAUCAGUGUGGAAAGAGUUUCUCACAAAAAGGAGCCCUUGAUGCACACAUGAGGAUCCACACUGGAGAGAAGCCGUACACAUGUAAUCAGUGUGGAAAGAGUUUCAGACUUAAGCAAACCCAUAAUGAACACAUGAGGAUCCACACUGGAGAGAAGCCAUACACAUGUAAUCAGUGUGGAAAGAGUUUCAGAAAAUGUGAUGUUUUUAAAAAACAUCUGCUUACUCAUUCUAGAGAGAGACUAGAAAACUGUGGCCAAAGCAGUAGAACAUUUCUAAAGGACCAUCUGAAAGCUCAUACAAAGAAGAAGCCUUACAUAUGUUAUUUAUGCGGAAAGAGUUUUAGUCAGAUGGCUGCAUUAAAGAUACACCAGAAAAGACACAUCGGUGUGAAGGAUCAUGCUUGCUCUAAGUGUGGGAAGACUUUUUUUACAUAUGGUGCGAGUAUGUAA